AUGUAUGGAGUGAAAGCAGAUGGGCUUCGAGACUUGCUGAUCACCACGGACGAGACCCUAAUUCAAUUCUCGUGCACAAGGCCCACUCAGCAGACGUUCUUUCUUGUCCGCCCAUGGGACCAUCGUCUCCUCGGGCUGCCUGAUUUUUCAGAGCAGCUCACCUUUGUAGACGAAGGGGAGAGCAUAAGGGAUUGGUCCGAGUCCGAGUCUGAAUUGGACAACACUGACAAGUUGUCCAGCAACUCACCUGGAGAAGAGGAGUUGUCAGUUGACUCGGAUGUUCACUCACGAUCAUUGUGUUUGAUGGUUCACCUUGGGCAGGCUUUCAGCGCACUUUUGGUAAUGCAGCAACGCGUUGGAGAAUACAAGAGGGUCGCGUCAGACCAUAAUAUCAUUGCGCAGGCAUCCGUAACACCUACAGGAGCCCCAGCUCUGCCUACGCCUGCCCCCGCUCUACUAGACUCUCUGCGCGGCGUGCUUGCAUCUUUCGUAAUAGUGCAAUCUUUGCAAAAGAAGAGACACACUAAGAAGCAUCCUUUACCCCCUGGUCCUCCACCUCUCCCUUUUGUUGGAAAUGUGAUCGGAAUCAACCCAGAUUGUCCAUGGUUAGCAUAUUCAAGAUGGGGAACUGAGUAUGGGGAAAUCGUUUACUCCCGACUCUUCAGUCAGGAUAUCGUGAUCAUCAACUCCGAAAGAGUUGCGCAUGACUUGCUCGACCGUCGUUCACAGAACUAUUCCAUGAGACCCCCAGGGCUUGUGCACCUUCUUGGCUUUUUUGGUCAUGACUACAACUCUGUCUUUCUACCCUACUCAGACAAGUGGAGACUUCACAGGCGAAUCUUUCAUGAAGCAUUCCAUUUAGAAGCAGUGUCAUCCUUCCAUCCGAUUCAAAUGCGCAAUGCUCACAGUUUGAUACUAAACUUACUAGCCUCUCCGGAGGUGUAUGGAACCCAUUUCCACAUCUUCAGCACGGCUAUCAUCAUUUCAAUCAUGUAUGAUUAUGCUAUAGCGCCCGUUGAUGAUCCCUUUCUCGCGCUCGUUGAACGCUCACUUUGA
Molecule: messenger RNA, 1056 nt
Organism: Suillus discolor
Lineage: Eukaryota; Fungi; Basidiomycota; Agaricomycetes; Boletales; Suillaceae
Product: cytochrome P450
Exons: 7
Coding region: 1-1056 (351 amino acids)
Molecular function (GO): heme binding; iron ion binding; oxidoreductase activity, acting on paired donors, with incorporation or reduction of molecular oxygen
Source: RefSeq, a predicted model, not a curated record